Wyeomyia smithii (pitcher-plant mosquito) is the source of this 5654-nucleotide messenger RNA. RefSeq lists its product as uncharacterized. The transcript is spliced from 3 exons. Gene Ontology annotation, cellular component: membrane. Bases 259 to 5553 code for a protein of 1764 amino acids. Gene Ontology annotation, biological process: protein targeting; protein import. NCBI's taxonomy places the organism in Eukaryota, Metazoa, Arthropoda, Insecta, Diptera, Culicidae. Gene Ontology annotation, molecular function: ATP binding; ABC-type protein transporter activity. The record is from RefSeq and is a predicted model, not a curated record.
AUAUGAUACAUAGCGACUUAGAUUUUUUCUACCUAAAUUGUUUACGUAUGCAUACAGGCGAAAAACGACACCAUAAAACACCAUAUUUUGCUCUAUCCAUUCAAUCAUUCAGUGAUUGUUGCCCAGAAGUGAGUCAGAUUGAAAUUGAGCAUUAUUUGGUUAACAAUUUUUCGAUUGCAAGGUAUUUUAAAGUGCUAUUCUUGUACUUAGUUUAGUUUUGGCUACUUAGAAGAUAUCUCGACUAAAAAAGUGAACAAAAUGGCACCGAAAUAUGAAGUUAGUCCGACCGUCAGCCCAGUUGAGUCAAUUCAUUGUGAUUCUGAAAGUGAAUAUGAAAUGAUAAGAGACGAUGAAUCAAUAGAGGUAAUUAGUGAGCCGGAAGAUAGCCCAUACUCUUCGCUGCAUUCCAGUGUUACAAUUCCGGUAAUUAUCGGACAGGAAAAUUCCGAUUCAGGCGGUUGUGAGGCAUCCAACAGUGACGGACAGGAGGAUACCGACUCAGGAGGCAGUGAGACAAAGUCGGAAGAAAAUGUCGAUGCUUCCGAGAAAACGACUGGUGAUAGUGGUGUUGGAACGGGUUCGGAAGAAAUGGGGGGAAAAGAUGAUGAGCCUAAUGGUGACAAAGAAGACAGCGUCAUGGCGUUAUGUUCGAUUGAUUUAAGACCCAGCACGGAUGAAGAAACAGGGGAAAUGGACGUUAUUACCUUUGGUGGCAGAGCUGAUGUUGAUAAUGAAGAGAAGAAGCAAGAAGACAAGCAAGAUAAGGUUGAUUUGGACGUGGAGCGAACGAUUGCCAAUAAUUCUCAAGAGCAAGAACAAACAGUUCAAAAUGAAACCAUCAGCCCGGAUUCUGAAUUUGCAAUAGACGGAGUCAAUCAAAUUUUAAAUGCUAACGAUGAGCGAGAGAACGAUAACCAAAGUAAAGAACGAAACACUGACAACAAUGGCAUCGGAACGAUUCUGGAAGAAACUAAGGAAAGGGAUGAUCGAAUGAGUGAUUUUGGAGCAGAAAAGUUACAGAGCUCAACGAAUAAUGAUUUCGUCGUUGUAGAUGAGAACAAUGAGAGCAAAGACAUCGAAAAGGACGCCAGACGAAUUCUAUCUGAGCUUGUAAAUGGAAUCCAAGAAAAAAUGGAAGGAUUCAAAUUGGACGAAGCUGUUGUAAAGUUUGAAGGUAAUACUUCACAAUUGAUAGAUACCAUGAACCAGCAGAAGCAGGAUGACAAUCUUGAAAUGGAAAAUAGCAGUAUGCUCAGUGAGCAAUCGGACAUUGAACAAGGAGAAGAAUGUGGAAUGCUAAUCAAAUAUCUGGACGAGAUCAGAAUUUUUCGAAGCGGUCGUGAGUGUAUUAAAAAGAAAGUUCCAACACAAAAGAGAGUGGAUCAACUGGGUUUCUCUGCACGGCUGUUAUGUGCAAACUUGGACAUCAAACUGUACAACGAAGGCUCACUGAUGUCAGCGGAUGACAACUUUCUGGCUAAAGUUCGGAUCAUUAGCCCGAGCGUUUUGGAUCAGACUACCAAUUUCAUUGAAGCGAAAAAAGUUCUAUUCCAGCACCUCCAAAUUGUCCGAGUGCUGCAAGAUGACUUAGCGGCUGAAAGGAAAGUACGAAAACAGUCGGUACUGAAGGCGAUUCAAACAGUUUUGAAACAAUCUUCGGGUGACGAAAAGCUUGCAGUUGAUCGUAUCCAGCUGUUCUAUAUCAUAAACGACAACACCCGUAUGACAUUCACCAAGCUGAUCGAAAGAAUAAAAAACAACCAAUUAAUACGUAGAGAAUUACGUUGUACAGCUGAAUCGUUUUUGCAGGCUGAAGCUUGCAGUAAUGCAAGGGAUAAAAUGUUGGAAAUGUUUGGUUAUCGCCCGGAUAAAACAUCCAGUGCGGACAUUAUCAGCAAUUUGCGUAAAACGUUGAAGGAAUGCAGUACCACCUAUAGGACACAACUGGUAGAAAAAGCACCGAUCUGUUUACAUAAAACUCUUGGAAACAUCGGCAGCGAUCGAAUUUUGUUCAUCCAAACUGGUGAUAUCAAGUUGUUCUCUGACAUGACGGGAGUUUUGAACGAAAGUAUGUUCCAGAAACCACUAGCCGAUCUUGCCGCUCGGUGGACUGAUCACAUGGGAAAGAUAAAAAUCAAAAAGUUGCUUUCCGUUGAACCGCAAACCAAUCCGAUUUAUUAUUUCUUGGCUAAAAGUUUGGAGGAAUUGAUAAUUGAAAUCAGUAGCAAAACAGAUCAUACUGUGAAGGAUCUACUAACUAGUAAUCAUUCCGGAUGGCAUCCGAUUAAAAAGAUUAAUUGGAAGUCGGAAAACGUUUUGACAACAUGCCUGGAACGGGAGUAUUAUUUCAUUUUUAAACUGUUGAAGCAUUUCGAUUUGGGCUCCGAAAGCGCAAAACAGCCUUUCGAUUACACUGUUCAACUGUUUGAAGGACCAAAGCACCAACCGACUUGGAAGAAACUUGUGAGAAGCACAAAAAAAUAUUUCGGUUUCGGGGAAGUACCUGAGAACUCACUGAACAUUUCUGACGAAAAUUAUGUUUGGUACUGUCUGCUUGAUGAUGUUUUGUAUCAUAUUCUUCCAUCGGAUUACAAGUUCGACUGCUUUGAGAAAAUAAUCCAAGGUUACACGGACUUUUUGACCAAAGCUGGACGCGAUCAGCUGGAGACGCUGCGAGUCAUGACCCAUAAUACAGCUCGGUUCAUCGUACAAACUAUGGCCUACGUGGGGCAAACAGACAAUUCAUCGAUCGAUAGGCAAAUAUUGCAAAAACAGCUCGAUCUUAUCAAUACAAAAGCCAUUCAACACUCGUUGACUUCAAAUAGCUUCCGUGAUUUGGUCGACGUGUUCAACAUGUACUGGAAAAACAGAGAAGACAUCAUAACCGGACUGUGUGCUAAAAUUUGCCUGCCUGAAAUGGCAUCACUGAAGGCGGCUCUGUUGGAAAUUGUUUCAGUAGCAUUGGACAAAAAUGUCAUCCCUGAUUUGGUGGUAUCCUUUUUCCGAUCAUUUGGUGAUCUUAUGGUGGAUUUGAAUGAUAUUCAGUUUGAUUGGUACGUUAAAGCUAUUGCCGAUGUCAGUAUGAGUUCUUUAGUUGAUUUGAAACUGAUCGAAUUGGUUGAUAAUAAAUGGGCAACUACAGUCAAUAAAACCUAUCGUGUCACAGCGGUAGAAAAGUUUGCCAGAACAGUGCCAGUGCUUUUUGAUAACUGUGACUGCCAGAAGCAUUACAUCCUCGAAAUACUGCUGACAAUGAUGUCGUAUAUCAGAAAUCAGUUGGCGAAAACUAAUUGGAAGUCAGGCGAACAGUUGUCCGAAAUAGAACAAAUCUCCACAACCAAUGAGCUGAUCUUUGCCGUGCGGAACUCGUUUUUGUACCUCAGUGAGCAACCCGAGUAUGUGUCGUUUGAGAUGUUCUACGAUGAGCGUGUUAAACCGUUUGCGAGUGCUGUAGACAAUAGUAGCUCUCAUCGGGACUUUACAAAUCGUAUCUACCUCAUCAAGGAGUCGUUUUGGUAUAUUCGGAAACAAAGCGAGAUGGCGGUCGGUCGAGCUCUUGAGCUGUUCGACGGUUUAAACAGCGAUUCUGAUAGAGAAAAGAUGCUUUCUGUGUACCAGAAAUACGAUGAUUGCUUCCAGCGUUUCAUGAAUUUAUCCAACGAAGAAUAUAUUGCAAAAGCAGAAAAAAUCGUCAACAAAGUGUUAGAACUAUCAUUCAUAAAACUGCACCCGACUUGGGAUAGUGACGAUAAAUUGGAAAAAAUACCGGAAAUGCUGGCUGGACUGGCAGCUGUCUGGUCUAUCAUUGUAUCGAAGGAUGUAUCAAACACCGGGAAGUAUCUGACUCCACAUUGUGUUCAGAUCCUGUGCAUAUUGCGUCUGCUUAGUAUUGAUCGGGCAACUGACGGUGUAAUAAAUCAUCUGGCGCAGGUUCUUACUGGACAGGGCAAAUCUCUGGUCUUGGGCCUAACGGCUGCUCUACUGGCGUUGACGGGUCAUAAGACUCGCGUGGUUUGCUACAAUGAAUACUUGGUAACGAGAGAUGAACAAGACUUUCAGCAAUUCUUUUCCAUGUUUAGGAUCGGGAAUCGAAUUAUUUAUGGUACAUUUGAAGAUAUGGCAAACCAUUUGAUUGCUCCUGUUAUCAACGGUGAACGCAUGGGAAUGCGAGAUUUACUAACAAAGAUGCUGCUGGGUAACGAUCAAUCGAAAAAAGAACUAGCUACUGAAAAUAUGAGUAACUCUGUUCUUCUAAUAGAUGAAGUAGAUGUUUUUUUCACGGCUGAGUUCUUCGGUAAUGUAUAUUUACCUUGUACUCGUCUCACGUUACCGGGAUUGAAUUUAAUACAGGAGGAAAUAUGGAAUAUUGUGCUUCGCAGCAAAACUGACAACGAGAGAGAGGUAGCACAUACCAUCUACCGCUUUAUCACAUUGGAGAAAAUGAAAGGAGUUGAAGAAUUUCAUAACUUCAUUAACAAUGAAAAACAUUACAACAUGUUGACCCGAUGUGGGAAACUGACAAGUGAGCGUUUUACCAACAAAAAGUUGUUCGAUGAUCAUCUGAAGGCGAUGAUUAGCUGCGCCGUCCAUGUACGCGACUUACCGGUGGAAAAUUGGAAGGAUUACAAACUCAGUGAGCGAGGCACCAUCCUUUACAAUCGCAAAGGCAAAUAUGUCAACUAUUGCUUGAAUAGUUAUUAUCCAGUAUUUAAUUAUUUCCGCUUGCGCGGCUCCAAUUUUGUGACUACAGUAGGAACCGAAAUUAAUUACGGAUAUCUAAAUCUGGAGUGCGGUUCAAUUUCGUACGCAAUUCUUCCGAAAUGUUAUCCUCUGAUUCUGGGUGUUUCUGGUACAUUGUCCGCCCUCAAUCAGUGCGAAAAACAAACGAUUGAGAAUUUGUAUAACAUCAGCAAAACGUCCAUAAUGCCAACAUUUUUCGGCGGUUCCAAUCUUCGUUUCAACCAGUCCGCUGAUUUCCGAGUGUUGAAUAGCCUCUCGGAGUGGGAAGCGGCAAUCUUUGCUCGAGUCAAUGCCAUACUCGGAGAGAACCGAUCUGUGCUUGUGUUUUUCGAUUCCGAGACUCCGCUGAAUAGAUUCCACGCUGAAUAUUGUGGCCAAUUCGAUAGGCUGAAUGUGCUGACCGUGAACACGGAACAAGCUCUAAUGAGUCAGUACAUUGACGAGGCAGGUGUGGCCAAAACUAUCACACUGGCAACAGCUGCAAUGGGACGGGGUGUCGAUUACAAAUCGAGUGUGGCGAUUGAAAAGCACGGAGGGCUGCACGUAAUUCAAACAUUUUUCUCACUGGAUGUCAAGGAGGAAACACAAAUCAUGGGCCGAACAGCUAGGAAAGACAACCGUGGAAGCUACGAAUUGAUUGUGUGCCAACAACAUCUAAAUGGCUUAUGCGCAACACCUACGGUUUACAGUAACUUGCAAGCUAGUCGACUGCAUCGGGCGGUAUCGGACAAUGAAAGGCUUUUGACCACAAUUAAUAACUAUAAAAAUGAUCAUGACAUUACCAUGGAUUAUAUGAAAUCUUUCUUUAAAUAAUAGAUACAAUGCAAUUGUGUAUCCUAAGCAAAAACCGAAUUUUUAACCACCUGUAAUUCUUUUUUUCAUAUGAAAUAUAAUAAAACGUUAUAAGCCUCAAA